AUGGUCGCUUCCCUCCCACCGGAAUACUUCGGCGGGUUGCCACAAGCCGCCCCUGCCCCUGCCCCCGCCUUCAGCCCCGGCAGCCUCGGCUCCCCCGUCGUGUUCGCGAAUGCUGCAGAUGGGAGCGCUGAGAGCAGCCAAGUGGGCAGCAUGGUCUGUCCCCUCCCACAGAAAUACUUCGGCGGGUUGCCGCCAGCCGCCCCCGGCCCCGCCUUCAGCCCCGGCAGCCUCGGCUCCCCCGUCGUGUUCGCGAAUGCUGCAGCCGCGGGAGCCCCGGGCCCCCCUCCGAGGGCAGCGGCGGCCACCAGGCCGAUGUUCUCUCUCGUCCCGCAGGAGACCUCCGCCUGGUCUGUCCCCACCACCAUCCAGCUCUCGCAAGCCGACUCGGUCUUCAGCCCCGCGCACGCGGCGGCCACUCGGAGGCGCAUGUUCCCCCUCACCCCCCAGGACGCAUCCGCCUGGUCUCUGCCCAGCCCCGUGCAGCUCUCGCAAGCCGACUCGGUCUUCAGCCCCGUAGGCAGCAUCGACCCCAUCUACUUCGGGCUCGCGGAGAGCGGCCCCAUUUCAGCGGGCGGCCUCGCAGAUUUCUCCGCUUACUCCCUCUACUCCCCCGCGGCCGCUUUCCCCGCCCAGGCUCCAGCACCGCCUCCCCUCCGGCAGAGGCCUGCCCCUUUUGUCCUGCAGCCCCCUCCGCCGGGAAGGAAGGGCCGGAAACCACCCUCGCCAGCCCCCGCCCCAAUGCCUCUGGCCCCGGCCCCGGACCUGCAGAGCCCCCAGGAACGCAAGGAGACCUCCCUGAAGACGGGCAGCGAUGCAAAAUCCGCAGAUGCCAGGGAGCGCCUUGUCGGGGAGAUCGCCUUCCAGCUGGACCGCAGGAUCCUCUCCAACAUCUUCCCCGACCGCAUCCGUCUCUACGGCUUCACGGUUUGCAACAUCCCCAAGAAAGUCGAGCAGAGCAGAAACGAUCCUUACAGCCAACUGAACGAACAGCAGGCCUCUGCCAUCAUGGAGCGCUAUAACGCCAUCAUGAAUCGCCUGAAGCCUUUGGGCUACAACCCAGACACUCACCCCAGGCGCACAGAGCAGGUGGUGAACACUUUUGGCAUCCUCCGGGAGCGGCCAGAGCCGACGGGUGCCGAAGCCGCCUCCUACAAUGACAUACAGAACCUGCAGAAUGUGGUGAGGGAGCUGGUUCCCCCGGAGAUGAAUGACGACUGCAUGCUGCUACUCAACUGCCUGCACCAGCUGUCGCAGGACGAUGGGAAGCCCUUGUUCAUCUGGUGA
Heteronotia binoei (common prickly gecko) is the source of this 1284-nucleotide messenger RNA. RefSeq names its product spermatogenesis and centriole associated 1 (gene SPATC1). The record is from RefSeq and is a predicted model, not a curated record. The coding region runs from base 1 to 1284 and encodes 427 amino acids. The transcript is spliced from 3 exons. Lineage: Eukaryota; Metazoa; Chordata; Lepidosauria; Squamata; Gekkonidae.